Messenger RNA from Trifolium pratense (red clover), 1473 nucleotides. RefSeq names its product F-box protein At4g09920-like. Lineage: Eukaryota; Viridiplantae; Streptophyta; Magnoliopsida; Fabales; Fabaceae. The record is from RefSeq and is a predicted model, not a curated record. Bases 134 to 1267 code for a protein of 377 amino acids. Gene Ontology annotation, molecular function: protein binding. The transcript is spliced from 4 exons.
UUUACCCUACAAAAAAAUUGGAAUCUGUUUCUCACACUUGCUCGCUGCCGUCUCUCUCACCAAAACCAAACAACGAUCGAUCACUGAAUACACCACGGUUCAAUCAAGUCACCAAAGAAUAGUGGUGCGGAAAAUGAAAAGACAAAAGAAAAGCGAAAUAGACAGACUCAGUGACUUACCGGAUCAUCUCCUUUUGCAUAUAAUGCAAUUUAUGAUUGCAAAACAUUGUGUCCAGACUUGUGUUUUGUCUAAAAGAUGGAAAAACCUUUGGAAAUGUCUCACUAAUAUCAAGUUAUUUGAUCCAUACAAGGGUGUUAUCUACGAUGAGUUUGUAUCCCAGUUUCUAUCUUGUCGUGACAACUCUGUUCCCCUUCAUAGCAUAUCAUAUAAGAAUGAUGAAAUUCUCCCUAAAACUACUAAUAUUCUUGUAGAGAUCAUGGAAUAUGCUGCGUCGCAUAACGUGCAACAACUAGAAAUUCAAACAGACCACAUAAGAAAUCUUGAGUUGCCCCCUUCCAUUUUUAAUUGCGAUUCUUUGACAUCUCUUACUCUUUUCUUGCGGGGUGUAUCUAAAUCCACUACCAAAAUGUUUCCAAAAUCUUUGAACUUGCCGGCAUUGAAAACUUUAACACUUGUGCAUUUCACUUUCUUUACUAGUGACAAUGGCUAUGCUGAGCCGUUUUCAACAUGUAAUAUGUUGAACGAGUUGGUCAUUUUUGAUUGUAAAUUACAAGAUGAUGCUCAAGGCGUCCUUUGCAUAUCGAAUUCUAAACUUUCUAUUUUGGCCAUAGGUACUAUGAAUCGUCGUCAUUCCAACAUUCACAAAGUUAUACUUUGUACUCCAAAACUUAAAUCUCUCACUAUGAUGGGGAUUCCUCCUAUUUUCCCAGCCCCUUCUACAUGCAGUUUAACAAAUUUGUUGGAAGAACUAAAUUUUGAUUGUAGUUAUGGGUCUAUGGGAGAAGAUAUCUUGAUUAGUUGGUUGCAUUUGAUUGCUAAAGUCAAGAUAAUGACUCUCAGUUACAAAUUCCUUAAAUUAAUGGUUAAUAUUCUGAAAAAUAAUAGUUCAAUGAGAGCUCAACUUCCUAGUUUUGUUAAAUUGAAGUCAUUGAAAGUGGAUGCUAAUUACCCAUGGAAAUGUAAUAAGAGAAUAAGAGAAAUGGUAUCAUAUCUACUUCAAAAUUCUCCACCACCUGCCACCUUUGAUAUCAUAAGCCUCCUGAACGGAAUAUAUAAAGUGUACAAACAAACAACUGAGGCACACUAGUAUACGUGAAAGAGAAGAAGAGAUUUGUUACUGGUGAUAAUAUAAAGGUGUAUUUAACAAACAUUAUAUGUUGAAAUUUGAGGAUGUUGUUUUUAUAAGAAAGAUACAAUUUAACGCUUCUAAAUAUUCUGUUGUACAUUUUAGUCUCAUCAAUUGAAAUUAAUUAGUGCUUCAGUUUUUUAUAAGAGAUGUCACAUCUAUUGUAA